AUGCGGUCACGGGCGCACCCGUGCGGGGCCGAGCCCGACCGGGAAGGCGAGGCGAGGCCACCGGGGAGCGGCGGCGAUUGGCCAGCAUGGGCGACAACCAGCGGGAGCAACGACCAGCGGGGGUGGACCCGGGCGGUGCCGCAUGGGGGGGGGGAGCGGAACGGCGGACGGCGGCGGCCACUGCAGGCAGUGUGCGGCGACGGGGAGCAGGGGGCCGGGCGGCGCGCCAGCGUGGAGGAGGGCGCGGUCACCGUGGCGCUGGUUGUGGCGAGCGCGAGCGAGGUGCCAGUGCGGGCCGCAGAGCACGGCGACGCGGGUGCAGCGCGUGCGGGCUGUAGCGCCGGAGGGCGAGUGCGGCCUGGAGCGGGCGGGCACGGCGUCGGGCACGGCGGACGGCGUUCGACAGGGGGAGAGGGGAAGAGGGGGCCGAGGGCCUCACCGUACAGUGUAGGGACAAUGGCAGCGGGGCUCGGGAAGGAGGUCGAGGACGAUGGCGACGGAGAGGACGGCGACGAGGUUUCUGGGCGGCGGCGGUGCUCCAGCGAUGACGGGGUUCAGCGGCGUCGGAGGCGGUGA
Molecule: messenger RNA, 576 nt
Organism: Aegilops tauschii subsp. strangulata
Lineage: Eukaryota; Viridiplantae; Streptophyta; Magnoliopsida; Poales; Poaceae
Source: RefSeq, a predicted model, not a curated record